This is a messenger RNA of Trichomonas vaginalis G3, 924 nucleotides long. RefSeq names its product protein of unknown function, DUF4106 family. Bases 1 to 924 code for a protein of 307 amino acids. Lineage: Eukaryota; Parabasalia; Trichomonadida; Trichomonadidae. The record is from RefSeq and is a predicted model, not a curated record. The transcript has a single exon.
AUGGAAGUGAAUGGUGAACCAGAUAUAACGGGUAUUUUCAGCGCGGCUUUAAUGCCAUUGAAAGAUAUGAAAGAUGCAGAUAUUUUGGACCAGUAUGAAAUGAACAUGGCUGAGGGAAAUAUAACACCUGACGUUCUAGAACAUUUAUCUCAAAGAACUACACAGAACCAUAGAGAUGGUAUAUUUGGUGAAGAGUUUAGAAAGAGAGUUAGGGAGAGAGAAGGAAGAGAACCUAUUGUACAUGACCUUGCAAACGAAAGUUUGCAAAAUGUCAUAAAAACUUACUUUGCAGACAAUGAACUGAGAAGGGAUGAAUAUUUAAGAAAACUCAAAUGGACAGUACCAAAUGAAAUGUUAGUAUUGAAAAACAUGUUCCAUGACAAAAUAAAACCAACUACAGAAAUAAAUGACGCAAGACUGAAACGUUGGGUAAAAGCUUUCCCAUUCACAAAAGAUAUUAUUGGUUACAUGGAAAGAAAACCAGAAUGGCUACAAAAACAUAUAUUUGGAAACGAGCUUAUUCCAUAUGGACAAGCUAUAUUUGAAGAGCUUGAACCGGAAACUCAGGAAAGAGUCAUGCAAACAAUACGCGAAGACUCAAAUACAAACUAUGACAAAAUCUUUCUAGGAUAUAGGUUACCUGAGAUGGGCGACCAGAGCCCAAAGGCAAAAAGGACAUGGGAAAUUUACAACAUACUAGGUGAACAUAAGGCAAAGAUGCAACAACUUGAAGCAGAGGGCAAGUUACCAAAAGCGACACCAAAGAAGAAGAGAAGAGUAGAACAAAGUGAAAGUAGUGAAGAAGUAACUUCAUCUAGUGAAAGUAGUGGCAAUGAAGGAAAAAGAAGAGUUAAAAACUCAGUUAAAAACUCAGUCAGGAAGAAAGUAAAGCUUGGUCCGAGCGGGUUCUAUUAUGACAUAUAA